AUGUGUUCCAGAAGUGUUCAACUGUCUCUUUCUGCCUGUUUAGUUCCCCUGUGUUCGCGAAGUGUUCAACUAUCUCUUUCUGCCUAUUUAGUUCCCAUGUGUUCGCGAAGUGUUCAACUAUCUCUUUCUGCCUAUUUAGUUCCCAUGUGUUCGCGAAGUGUUCAACUGUCUCUUUCUGCCUUUUUUAAUUCCAUGUGUUCCAGAAGUGUUCAACUGUCUCUUUCUGCCUGUUUAAAGUGUUCAACUGUCUCUUUCUGCCUUUUUAAUUCCCAUGUGUUCCAGAAGUGUUCAACUGUCUCUUUCUGCCUGUUUAGUUCCCAUGUGUUCGCGAAGUGUUCAACUAUCUCUUUCUGCCUAUUUAGUUCCCAUGUAUUCCAGAAGUGUUCAACUGUCUCUUUCUACCUAUUUAGUUCCCAUGUGUUCCAGAAGUGUUCAACUGUCUCUUUCUCCCGUUUAAUUCCCAUGUGUUCCAGAAGUGUUCAACUGUCUCUUUCUGCCUGUUUAGUUCCCAUGUGUUCGCGAAGUGUUAAACUGUCUCUUUCUGCCUGUUUAGUUCCCAUGUGUUCCAGAAGUGUUCAACUGACUCUUUCUGCCUAUUUAGUUCCCAUGUGUUCCAUAAGUGUUCAGCUGACUCUUUCUGCCUAUUUAAUUCCCAUGUGUUCCAGAAGUGAUCAACUGUCCCUUUCUCCCUUUUUAAUUCCCAUGUGUUCCAGAAGUGUUCAACUGUCUCUUUCUGCCUGUUUAGUUCCCCUGUGUUCGCGAAGUGUUCAACUAUCUCUUUCUGCCUAUUUAGUUCCCAUGUAUUCCAGAAGUGUUCAACUGUCUCUUUCUACCUAUUUAGUUCCCAUGUGUUCCAGAAGUGUUCAACUGUCUCUUUCUGCCUUUUUAAUUCCCAUGUGUUCCAGAAGUGUUCAACUGUCUCUUUCUGCCUGUUUAGUUCCCAUGUGUUCGCGAAGUGUUCAACUGUCUCUUUCUGCUUAUUUAGUUCCCAUGUAUUCCAGACGUGUUCAACUGUCUCUUUCUACCUAUUUAGUUCCCAUGUGUUCCAGAAGUGUUCAACUGUCUCUUUCUGCCUUUUUAAUUCCCAUGUGUUCCAGAAGUGUUCAACUGUCUCUUUCUGCCUGUUUAGUUCCCAUGUGUUCGCGAAGUGUUCAACUAUCUCUUUCUGCCUAUUUAGUUCCCAUGUAUUCCAGAAGUGUUCAACUGUCUCUUUCUACCUAUUUAGUUCCCAUGUGUUCCAGAAGUGUUCAACUGUCUCUUUCUCCCUUUUUAAUUCCCAUGUGUUCCAGAAGUGUUCAACUGUCCCUUUCUGCCUGUUUAGUUCCCAUGUGUUCGCGAAGUGUUCAACUGUCUCUUUCUGCCUAUUUAGUUCCCAUGUGUUCCAGAAGUGUUCAACUGACUCUUUCUGCCUAUUUAGUUCCCAUGUGUUCCAGUAGUGUUCAAUAG
This is a messenger RNA of Acanthosepion pharaonis, 1446 nucleotides long. Lineage: Eukaryota; Metazoa; Mollusca; Cephalopoda; Sepiida; Sepiidae. The record is from the annotation of a GenBank genome assembly.